AGAGGGCUGCUGGGAGCUGUAGUAGGCGGCGGAAAGAAGAUGGCGUCCAAGAUCCGUGUGGUGCUGCGGCCCGUGAAGAGUAUCGCGGUCCGCUUCUGCCCCUUCGAGUCCAACGUGGAGAGCACAAGAAAAUUUCUUGGAUGUAUAAACCAUAAAAAAAUCCAGGCCACUAAUAGAAACUGUGAAGUGACUGCUGAUGUGAGACAUGAUGGGUCUGAACCACUUAUAGAUGUUAUGUUUGCUGAUGGAGAGCGAUUGAUAAUGAAGGGAGCCAACUUGACGACAAUAGAAAUGUUAACAGCAUUGGGGUCCAGAUGUAAUGCAAAAGAGCUUAUGGAAGAACAGAAAAGCAAGAAGAAGAGUCCCUGAAGAACAGAAAAAACAACUGCGUUUGCAUUUACAUGGGUUAAAAACAGCAGGCUUCACAGAAGGCUUUUCUCCUGUAGAAAUCUGAAAGAGAGAGAUGGCCAAAACACUGACCAGUUUAACAUGCAGCAGAACGAACCAUUUAAAUGUCCCCCAUCCUCACCUGAAGGAAAACAUAGUGGAUCGACAAAUCUUCUAACACUAGUGGGUCAGAGUGGCUUAAGAUGCAUGAAUGCAUCUUUCUAAGCAGCUGCCUCUCAGUCGACAGCAUGUCAGACUAAUAUCACAUGUAUUUGCAUAUAAAUGUGAAUAAUGCACAUUAGCUAUUAAAUUAAUAUUACAAUGAA
Chroicocephalus ridibundus (black-headed gull) is the source of this 713-nucleotide messenger RNA. RefSeq names its product mitochondrial ribosomal protein L53 (gene MRPL53). The record is from RefSeq and is a predicted model, not a curated record. The coding region runs from base 40 to 369 and encodes 109 amino acids. Gene Ontology annotation, cellular component: mitochondrial large ribosomal subunit. The transcript is spliced from 3 exons. NCBI's taxonomy places the organism in Eukaryota, Metazoa, Chordata, Aves, Charadriiformes, Laridae.